Molecule: messenger RNA, 1806 nt
Organism: Suillus plorans
Lineage: Eukaryota; Fungi; Basidiomycota; Agaricomycetes; Boletales; Suillaceae
Exons: 1
Coding region: 1-1806 (601 amino acids)
Source: RefSeq, a predicted model, not a curated record
AUGCCUCCUAGCCGAUCCAUCACACUUUUCCAGCCUAAUCCGGAAAUUUCCGAUUAUGCCGGUACCACGCAUAGCGUGCGUUUCACACAUCCCGGACAUCACGCGUUUAGGCACACUGCCAACGUGCUCAAUGCUCAUUCAAUCGAUGGAAACCAUCAUGCCGAUUACUUAGUUUUCAAUAGCUCUCAGUACAAAGAUCUGAGAGAUGAUGCAAGGCACGUGGGAGAAUUCUUACCUAGUAUAGUAAUCAGUGCGAAGUUUGCCAAACCCGAACUAAUCUCCCAAUAUGGUAAUAUUAAUAUCCCUGCGAUCGAGCUUCCCUUGGAAGCUCGAUCAAUUCGUUCACCUACUCCCAUGGCCUUUGCCCGUUGUAUAACUAGUGGUCCAUUUCUCCCCGACUAUGAUAUAGAGUUUCGUAAGUUUUACAAUAAAACUAUCCCUUUACCUACUAUCAGUUUCGAGGAUCUGGCGCAUAUGACUGCGUCGGAUAUUGAUAACCUGCCGGAUAUUCCGGACCCGAAGCGUCCCGAUCCUACUUUUGACCCCCGGAUCCAACGUUCCCUCCUUCUUCGACCUGCUCAAGACACGAAGGACACGUUUAGCGCUACUAUGGAGUUCAAGAGAAGUGAGGUGAGAUUGAAGAAAGAAGAAGAAACUGAUGAUGAAGCGGCUGUGCGCCGGAAGGUACCACCUACUCCUCCUCCCAGUCCCGCUGCUGUGUCUCAGGCGCCUGCAUUGAAACCUGUGAGUCUUCCGAUUGCGGAAGGCUGGACUAACAUCAUGAAGGACACCUCCGGCGGAGACACUGAUGCGGAAGGCAUUCCGGACGAUGAAGACUCCUCCGAGGAAUCCAUAUCCACCAACUCCUCCUCCAUGUCCGAUGGGGAGGACGACACACUCACACUCCCAUCCCAAACGUUAGUCUACCGACGCCUUUCACAUCUCGCGCAAGACCUCGCUAACCCGCAAUCCCGUCGCACGAUGCCCGCACUUAUCCCAUCCCUGAAAUUCAACAGAACCCUUGACGCGCUCGACGAGGUCGAUGAGUCCGAGGACAUCCUCCCUCGGAACACUCCCGUUGCUUUCGGACUUACCACGGACAAAUUACAGUAUGAUCCCCUUCCAUUUGCAGGACUUUAUGACGCCAGGCUCGUCAUCCGACUCAUUUCUGCGUGCCAGUUUUUGGCCAAGGCCAUGGCCGAUCAAGCUACCCGUGAGCUGGGGCUCGAGCUCGCCGGUUUUCACAUCGCUCGCCCUAGCUCCAUCUUUCAUAAUGACACCCCUGAUUACUCUAAAGCCGUCCCACGCGGACGCACUCGCCUUCAUACCCAUAUGUACGAGCUUCAGAACAUGCGCGCUUCUGCAUGCACCAUCCUGCAACUCACGCAUGCGACACUUACCCCCAUCCAGUCGCAGGAGUCUCUCCUCUCCCUUAUUUUCAUUAUUGUUGUUGAUGGAGUGCGUUGCAUCCCUGCCAACGUCAACCGCGCCGCUUUCUUUUUACAGGCAUGUCCUUCAUCCAAUCCGCUGUUCACCAUCGACGAGGCCGCGACGCUUCGCACCACGUCGGGCAUCUUCCGUUUCUACUCUUACUUCCAACUCGCUGACACGAUUGACGACCUUCUUGCACUUUCCCUUCCGGACGAGGACGUUGUCCACCAGCUCUUACAGAAUUACUCCCUUGAUGACCUUCGUGGCACUGGCGUCAAGCCCAACAUUAGUUCUAACUAUCUGUUGUGUGUUGCUGAGUCCCAGGCCCAACGUUGCUUCAAUACUCAGCGCGUUGGUCCAUACAUUUUGGAAUAG